CUCUCUCUCUCUCUCUCUCAACCCUUUUCGCGGUGUGGUGGGGCUUCGAUUGGGGUUCGCGGUGGAGCAAUCGGCAUCAGAUACCCGGGGGCAAGGAAAUUUUGGAAGCGAUCGAUCAUGGAAUCCGAUGCGUGGGGCCGAUUCUCCGCGGCCGCGUCGAAGCGCCACCAAUCCGCGCUGCAGUCGCGAUACGCCGACGCGUCUCGGGAUCCCAGUCUUCGCGGCUUGAGAGAUCUGUAUCUUGGAUUCGAGGAGUUAGACGGAGGCGAGGAUGACACCCGCGCGGAGUUUCCCUGCCCCUUCUGCUCUGAGGACUUCGAUAUUGUCGGGCUCUGCUGCCACAUCGAUGAUGAGCACCCCGUGGAGGCUAAGAAUGGGGUAUGUCCUGUUUGUGCAGCUCGUGUUGGGCUUGACUUGGUUGGACACUUAACAACGCAGCAUGGAAGCUUCUUCAAGAUGCAACGUAGGAGGAAAUACCGCAGAGGAUCAGCUGCAUCCCAUACCAUGCUUUCUUUGUUGAGGAAAGACCUGAGAGAAGGCAAUCUGCAUGCUCUUUUAGGGGGAUCUUCCUACAUGGCUCCUCCACCUGCUGUGGCACCUGAUCCAUUUAUAUCAUCACUAAUUUACACGUUGCCUUUGGAUGAGCCAUCAAAAGAUGCACAACCAGAAUCUUUUGAUGAAGGAAGCCUUGUCAGCAAGAGUUCAGAUAAAGAAGUGGUUGAAAGGGUCGAACCGUCUCUAUCUGACAAGGAUCAGAAAGAGAGAGCUCGAAGGAGUGAAUUUGUCCAGGGGCUUGUUCUGUCCACCAUCUUCGAUGACAUAGUAUGAGGCAUGAUUUUUUUCUGUCAGGCGGCAGCACGAAUGUUUAAAGAACACCGACGAUGACGACGAGCGUGCUCAGGCGGCAGCACCAUUCUUGCUGUUUCUUGUGGGCCUGGUAUCUAUGGCGGGGUUUUAAAAAUAAAACCUGUACGUUUAAAUUGUUAUCAUUGGGAGAGAGAGGAGCAUAAAGUGUAUUAUGUUCUUAACGUUAGUAUUAUAUCUGCAUAGACAGAUUUUACGAUAUGGAGUGAUUAUUUAGAUAAAAUAUUUUUCAGAGUGAUUGUUCACUCACACUAUGGAGCCUAUUCAUAGUGGAAGACUACUUCAGCAUAUUUAUCUAAUUUCUUACUACUGCAUGUAGCUUGCUACUACUCUCGAUUCAAAGAAAUGUUUUUCUAAUGCCGGCA
Musa acuminata subsp. malaccensis (wild Malaysian banana) is the source of this 1229-nucleotide messenger RNA. RefSeq names its product protein DEHYDRATION-INDUCED 19 homolog 2. The record is from RefSeq and is a predicted model, not a curated record. Lineage: Eukaryota; Viridiplantae; Streptophyta; Magnoliopsida; Zingiberales; Musaceae.